AUGAAGGUUGAUUGGAAUGACGUUAAGGAGAAUGUCAUUAGAGCUCCUCAAAUCUUUCUUCAGAGGACCAAUCUUGCCAGUACAAAUCCAUCUCUAAUUGAUGAUGAAAUAAUCGGAUUGCAAACCAACUUCAAAAACUUAGUCACAAACUGCAAGCACCUUCAGGUUUCUUUGAAGAGGUACGAGGAAUCUGCUAAGUUUAUGGUGGAAUGUGGGUUACAAACUGGUCAAAGUCUUAAAAGUCUAGUUGCGGAUACAUCGAAAACUCGAAGUGAAAUUGACAGUUUAUUUCUCAACAAGAUCAAUCAGUACAAUAUGGUAUUCCAAGAUUGCAAACCAAUUGUCAUAGAAGUUUUGACUUCCUUGAAUGAUAGAGUUGGAAGCAGAUUGAAACAGUUGGAAUCUCAUAAUAAAGAAGUAGCAAGCUUGCUUAGACAACGAGAAUAUGCACUUUUGGACCUAAAUAAAGAAAUGCUAUGUCUUGAAAGAUUAAAAGCUAAAGGCAAUUUAAUGACUUGCAAAGAGCAGCAGAAAAUCUUCACAACAGAAAGGAAGUUAACAGUAUGUGAAAGAAACUUUACCAAACUAAACAGAGUGAUUAAGCAAGAGCUUCCUGUCUAUUUGGUGAUUUCCAAGAGUAUAAUUGAGAACAUUCUCCAAGUGAUCUAUUUCGGCACAUUGACAGUAUUUUAUGAACUACAGAACAAGCUCAAGUCCUUAGAACGUGAUAUUAACCUUCAUGAUGCGGACCAAAGUCAUUAUAGUACAACAACAAAAAACAUGGAAUUAGUUUCCGUAUUUAAGGCCAAACAUGCGCCAGUCGCUCUUCAAGUUGAUUCCCUGAAAAUAUGUCAUUUCUACGAGAAGAAUCUACGAAAUGUGGCCUCUAAUAUCCCUUCAGCUUCGACUAUUGUUACAAAUUAUUCAGGUCUAAAAAUCGUACAGGAAGAUAAGGAUUUAGUAUGUGUUGCAGGGUAUAAUUUUGAAAAGAUUAAUGAUCAAGACCUAUCGUUCAAAAGGGGUGAUCAUAUUAAGGUACUCAAACAAGAGGGUUCAUGGUGGAAAGGAGAAUUGAACGGGAAAGUUGGGAAUUUCCCCUCUAAUUAUGUCGAAUUAAUUUGA
Komagataella phaffii GS115 is the source of this 1122-nucleotide messenger RNA. RefSeq names its product Actin-associated protein. Gene Ontology annotation, molecular function: lipid binding; protein binding. The coding region runs from base 1 to 1122 and encodes 373 amino acids. Gene Ontology annotation, cellular component: actin cortical patch; mating projection tip; Rvs161p-Rvs167p complex. The record is from RefSeq and is a predicted model, not a curated record. Gene Ontology annotation, biological process: endocytosis; actin cortical patch localization; plasma membrane tubulation. NCBI's taxonomy places the organism in Eukaryota, Fungi, Ascomycota, Pichiomycetes, Pichiales, Pichiaceae. The transcript has a single exon.